Chenopodium quinoa (quinoa) is the source of this 1337-nucleotide messenger RNA. Its product is annotated as peroxidase 72-like. The record is from RefSeq and is a predicted model, not a curated record. The transcript has 4 exons. The coding region runs from base 68 to 1069 and encodes 333 amino acids. NCBI's taxonomy places the organism in Eukaryota, Viridiplantae, Streptophyta, Magnoliopsida, Caryophyllales, Amaranthaceae. Gene Ontology annotation, biological process: hydrogen peroxide catabolic process; response to oxidative stress. Gene Ontology annotation, molecular function: peroxidase activity; heme binding.
CAUUCAUAUUUAUCAAGUUUAUUAGUGCUGAAAACACAAGCAUACUGUCAGAAAAGCCAAAACAAACAUGGAUAAGUCCAUGAUGAGCUACUUCAUUGUUCUUGCUCUAUUAGCACUUGCCCCUUUAUGCUUCUCUCAUAAAUUCCAAGGUGGUUAUCUCUACCCUCAGUUCUAUGACCGCUCGUGUCCACAAGUGGAGCAGAUAGUCAAGUCUGUCGUUGCUCAGGCGGUUGCCAGGGAUCGUCGAAUGGCUGCUUCCUUGCUUAGGCUCCACUUUCAUGACUGUUUUGUUAAGGGAUGUGAUGCCUCAUUGCUGCUAGAGAGCAAUGGAAACAUAAUCUCAGAGAAGGGGUCCAACACUAACAGGAACUCAGCUCGCGGGUUUGAGGUCAUUGAUGAGAUCAAAGCCGCAGUAGAGCAAGCAUGCCCCCACACUGUCUCUUGUGCUGAUAUACUUGCUUUAGCUGCCAGAGAUUCAACUGUUAUUGCUGGUGGACCAAAUUGGCAAGUACCACUAGGAAGAAGGGAUGCUAGAGGAGCAAGUUUGAGUGGAUCAAACAAUGACAUUCCUGCUCCUAACAACACCUUUAACACCAUUCUUACCAAGUUCAAACGCCAAGGCCUCGAUCUUGUUGACCUUGUUACCCUCUCAGGUGCUCACACAAUAGGUAAUGCAAGGUGUGUUAGCUUCAGGCAAAGGCUCUACAACCUGAAUGGAAAUGGAAAGCCUGACUUCACACUAGACCGAGCAUAUGCGUAUGAGUUGCGCAACCAGUGCCCGCAGUCUGGUGGUGACCAAAACUUAUUCUUCUUGGACUAUGCAACUCCCUUCAACUUUGAUAACAGUUACUACAAGAACAUAUUGGCUUACAAGGGACUGUUGAACUCUGACCAAGUUUUGUUAACCAAGAAUCAAGAAUCGAUGCAACUAGUAAAGCAAUAUGCAGAAAAUAUGGAGCUAUUCUUCGAUCAUUUUGCAAAGUCCAUGGUUAAGAUGGGUAACAUUUCCCCAUUGACAGGACCGAAAGGAGAGAUUAGGCAGUACUGCAGAAGUAUUAAUAACUACUAAGAUCCUCUGUUUUCCCCUGUUUUGUUGCUUUAGUUGAAAAUUUGAUGUAGUUUAUUUUGUUAUUCUCUUUGUUCUAAAUUUUUUUUAAGUGUUUGUGUUUAAAGCGGAGUAGUUGUUGCUUGUGACAAGCUCGCAGAUAAAUUUGUAUAUCAUAUCAGUCUUUCGAGAGGAAAUAAAUUAAAUUUGUUUUCAGCUAAAGUUGUGUUCAAACCAAAUGGCUUUUUCAAGUGGAGUUUGCAUUGUAAGGCCCUUUUUUCAACGUAUUACA